AUGAGCGACGAAAGUUGUUUGAGUUUCUCUGAAUUCGACGAAAAAGCAAAUAAAAAUGGGCGACCAAAUGGUUCAGAUGACAGUUACAUCAAUUCAAGUUCAGAUCAGGAUUCAGUUGGCUACAUGAACAAGAAAGCUCCCGGCAAAAUUAGAGGACGUCGAGGAAAGGCAAAGAAGAUCUUGACACCAGAAGAAACUGACGGAAAGAGACUUUUGGCCAACUCUCAAGAACGUGAUCGAAUGGAUAAACUGAACAGUGCUCUUGAGGCUCUCAGAAGGGUUCUUCCAAACGAAACCUUUCUUCACAAUCGGAAAAUGUCAAAAAUAAAAACAUUGACAACGGCAAGGAACUACAUAGCAUCACUAAGUGACAUGAUCCGACAACACGACGCUACCAUUGGAUUACAUCAAACUUCAUCAUCGUGUCUGUAUACACCAAGUAAUGAUUGUACUAAUUACUCGUCGUAUAGUACCACACCCGACUCGUCCCUCGGAGAAUCUAGGAUACCAGCUUAUCACAAUUUUGAUCACUUACGUGACCAAGGUUACGGAUCUUCACCAGAACUCUUCAAUCCAUUUACGUAUCCGAAUAAUAUGCAGAAAAUUUCUGCUGAAGAUCAAUACUCUCGAAUGGUUUACAGUCCAGAUUAUCGGGAAUCGUUUAUGCCGAACAUACAUCGUGCUGUUACUGGAGUAAUGAUGGCCCGACCAAUAUGUGAAGCUUCUCAAGACUUCUAUACAUCCACACCCCUAAGUUCAAGAUCUCAUCCUUAUAACAGAAGAUAA
Messenger RNA from Lottia gigantea (owl limpet), 786 nucleotides. RefSeq lists its product as hypothetical. The coding region runs from base 1 to 786 and encodes 261 amino acids. The transcript has a single exon. NCBI's taxonomy places the organism in Eukaryota, Metazoa, Mollusca, Gastropoda, Lottiidae. Gene Ontology annotation, molecular function: protein dimerization activity. The record is from RefSeq and is a predicted model, not a curated record.